Molecule: messenger RNA, 2118 nt
Organism: Maniola jurtina (meadow brown)
Lineage: Eukaryota; Metazoa; Arthropoda; Insecta; Lepidoptera; Nymphalidae
Gene: Wbp2
Product: WW domain-binding protein 2
Exons: 7
Coding region: 148-1071 (307 amino acids)
Biological process (GO): positive regulation of DNA-templated transcription
Cellular component (GO): nucleus
Molecular function (GO): chromatin DNA binding; transcription coactivator activity
Source: RefSeq, a predicted model, not a curated record
AUUUUGUUGACACUUGACAUUUUGAGAGAUUGCGUUUCGCGAUUACAAAUUACAAUUUUACGUAUUUAUCAUUAUUUUAAAUUUUUGUACCCAUAUCGAUUUCGUGCAAGCGAUAAAGCCUACCGGCUAGAUUCCCAGGACUAAACAAUGUCUCUAAAUACCGCUCAUGCAGAUCACGGUGUGCUAAUCCACGCUGGUGAAUGCAUAAUUUUAUUCUCUGAUAAUGUGGUUGUGGAGUUCUAUGGAAAUGAUACACAAGAGUUCAAAGGCACAAAGAAUGGACGAAUGUAUCUUACCACCCAUCGUAUGAUAUAUAACUCAAAGAACAAUGCUGAUCCGCUAAGAUCUUUUAGCUUUCCCUUCAUAGCUUUACAAGAUGUGACAGUGGAACAGCCUAUGUUUGCAGCAAAUUAUAUUAAAGGCAAAGUGCGUGCUCAGCCAAAUGGAAACUUCAUUGGUGAAGUGAAAUUCAAGCUGACAUUCAAAUCUGGCGGAGCUAUAGAAUUUGGUCAGGCUAUGCUUAAAGCAGCACAUCUUGCCUCUCGCCACAUGUCGGCCGACGCGCCGCCGCCGCCCUACACGCCGCCGUCGGGGCCGUGGUACGCCGCGCCUCCGCCCGCUUAUGCACCUCCACCGCAAGGAUAUUAUGGAUGGGUGCCUCCAUACAAUGCAUUUCCCGAUCAACCCUCUCCAAACUCUGUCUUCAUAUCGAACAGCCCCCCUCCUUAUCCUGGUGUAAUGGGCGUUACUUAUCCCCCUGGAGGCAGCUUCUCGGGAGCAGGGCCGAGUCCCACAGGUGCGCAGGCUGGCGGUUACCCGGGCUACCCGGGCGCCCAGGCCAACGGGCCAAUGCCGCCGCCGGGGUACCCAGGCAACGGUCAUUUGCCGCCUCCCGGAUACCCUGGCGGCUUCGCGCCAGGAGCACCCGCUAUGUCGCCUAAUGAUGCUAAAGCAGAGGAAGCCGCUCGAAGCGCGUACUACGAUCCCAAUAAGCCGCAGACAGCUUAUGUCCCACCACCAUAUGAUCAACCACCAACCUAUCAGGAAUCUACGUCGAAGAAAGAAAACUAAUGCAUUGUCCACACUAUCACAUGAGCACCGCUUCACAUGAUACACCUUCACACUACUUUGAUUAGAGAACUAAAGUGAGUUUACAAUUUUUUUUUAUUGUAAUUGUAAACAAACAUGAACUGCAGUAAGAAAAUGUGACUUAUGUUCUUAUUUUAGAUAAAUAUUUUACAUCAAUAAAUUUUUAGCAUUUUACAGAUUUUUUGUGUAUAAAAAAUUGAGCAUCACAAUAUUCACAUUUCACAACUAUCCAUACUGGGAAUGCUGAACAAAACUAAAUAUAAAAUUAUAAUAAUUUCUGUCCGUACCGAAACUCGGUUUUAUGUUAUGUGUUAAUAUAUUAGAAUAUAAUAGUCAGAGUUGAUUUAGGUGGCUACAUUUAGCUAAAACUAGAUACCCAGACUGAUGCAUUGCGAUAUAAUCGUUGUUAUUGAUGCAGUUCAUGCUACAUUUGCUAAAAAUGUAAAUUAUAGCCAAUACCUUCAACUAAUCACUAUAGAUGGAUUGCACCAAGAUUUUUUAUUGGCGCUACAGUUUUAAUUUAUUUUUUAAGGUGCUCAUUAUGGUAUGUAUUUACAAUAUUUAGGACCAAAACAAUGGGAGUGCUUAAAAUCACCAAUGGUUCUAUAAUUAAAGUAAUGGUUCUAAAUUAAAAUAUUGCAGUUCAUGUUAGUAUAAAGACUAUAAUAUAUUGUAUUGGUUUUUAGCAUUCCAUUAAAGAUUACAUAGCGCCAUUUAUAAUGCUAGAGCCUUGUAACUGUAAAGUUUAUCAGUAUUAAAUUAAAUUGCUUUGAAUUGUUGUUGAAUUUAAAUGAUUAUGUAUAUAGAAAGUAUAAUUAUUGUUAUAAAAUCUUAAGCUAUGUAUACACUUGUCGAGCCGUCAUGAGCAAAGGCUUUCUAAGAUUCUGUGACGGUAUUUGUCGUCCUUUUUUAACGACCGAAUCUUUUUUUUUUAAUCUGGACAGCGGCUUACUCAUAAAAUCGUUUGCGAGUUAUUAUUAAUUACCUGCUAUGAUAACAGCUGAUAUGAUUAAUUAUUAUAAUAUUAUU